UCUAGGGUUUUAUAUUUCCUCCGCAGCUCGAACACACUAGUGAGAGAGAGAGAGGUGAGGGAGAGAGAGAGAGUGAGAGGCGCCGCCCGUAGAUCUGCACAUCAUUUAACAACAUGGCGAGAGGUUUGAAGAAGCACUUGAAGAGGCUCAAUGCACCCAAGCAUUGGAUGUUGGACAAGCUUGGUGGUGCUUUUGCCCCCAAACCAUCGUCCGGGCCUCACAAAUCCAGGGAGUGCUUGCCAUUGAUUCUGAUUCUCCGAAACAGACUCAAGUAUGCCCUAACUUACCGUGAGGUCAUUGCUAUCCUUAUGCAACGCCACAUUCUCGUUGAUGGCAAAGUCAGGACCGACAAGACCUAUCCUUCUGGUUUCAUGGAUGUUGUCUCUAUUCCAAAAACCAACGAGAACUUCCGUCUUCUGUACGAUACCAAGGGCAGAUUUAGGCUGCACUCCAUCAGGGAUGAGGAAGCUAAGUUCAAGCUGUGCAAAGUCCGUUCGAUUCAGUUCGGAAAGAAGGGCAUUCCGUACCUGAACACCUACGAUGGAAGGACCAUCCGCUACCCAGACCCACUCAUCAAGGCAAACGACACCAUCAAGCUCGAUCUGGAGACCAACAAAAUUGCAGACUUCAUCAAGUUCGACGUGGGCAAUGUUGUGAUGGUGACAGGUGGCAGGAACAGGGGCCGUGUUGGGAUUCUCAAGAACCGUGAGAAGCAUAAGGGAAGCUUCGAGACUGUCCACAUCCAGGAUUCCACAGGCCACGAGUUUGCUACUCGAUUGGGCAAUGUCUACACUAUCGGUAAGGGCUCCAAGCCGUGGGUUUCUCUUCCCAAGGGUAAGGGUAUUAAGUUGACGAUCAUCGAGGAAGCUAGGAAGAGGAUUACUUCCCAAUCCGCAACUGCUUAAGUAGAUAUAAUUACCCGAGUUUUUCGUUCGUGAAUGUGUUGGCUGAAGUAGUAGUACCAUGAGAUGAUGUCGUUUUGGAUAUUUAUAGUAUCCUUUUUGAGGGAACUUGUGAUGCUAUCUUCUGUUAAGUUUUUUUGACGAUUUAUAUUUGUUUUGUUUUGUCGGUUGGAUUAUUUAAUUUUGGAUAAUUUUACUGCAAUUUCAUAAGCUUGUUUUGUUCAUC
Erythranthe guttata (spotted monkey flower) is the source of this 1128-nucleotide messenger RNA. Its product is annotated as small ribosomal subunit protein eS4x. The record is from RefSeq and is a predicted model, not a curated record. Gene Ontology annotation, molecular function: RNA binding; structural constituent of ribosome. NCBI's taxonomy places the organism in Eukaryota, Viridiplantae, Streptophyta, Magnoliopsida, Lamiales, Phrymaceae. Gene Ontology annotation, cellular component: cytosolic small ribosomal subunit; ribosome. Gene Ontology annotation, biological process: translation.